CGACUUCUUUUUUUAACAUCAUCGUCACCCGAUUCAAUCACCUUUUAUUUUUUACAUGGCAGACCUUUCCGAUAUCGACGUUGAUACCAUUAUCGAACGGCUACUUGAAGUAAGAGGCAGCCGCCCGGGCAAGCAGGUGCAAUUGAGCGAAGACGAAAUCCGGUUUUUAUGUACAAAGGCACGCGAGAUAUUUAUGAGCCAGCCUAUUCUGUUGGACCUUGAAGCACCUAUAAAGAUCUGUGGUGACAUCCACGGACAAUAUUACGACCUUCUGCGCCUCUUUGAAUAUGGAGGAUUUCCACCAGAAGCAAAUUAUUUGUUUAUGGGAGAUUAUGUAGACAGAGGCAAACAGUCAUUGGAGACUAUUUGUCUCUUGUUGGCCUACAAAAUUAAAUAUCCUGAGAACUUCUUUAUUCUUCGCGGCAACCAUGAAUGUGCAAGUAUCAAUCGUAUCUAUGGAUUUUAUGAUGAGUGCAAGAGACGUUAUAACAUCAAGCUUUGGAAGAUCUUCACCGACUGUUUCAACUGUCUCCCCAUCGCAGCUCUUAUUGACGAGAAAAUCUUUUGCAUGCAUGGAGGUCUGUCCCCGGACCUUCAGAGCAUGGACCAGAUCCGUAGAGUUAUGAGACCCACAGAUGUUCCAGAUACAGGUUUGUUGUGUGAUCUGCUGUGGUCCGACCCUGAUAAGGAUGUUACUGGCUGGAGUGAGAAUGACCGUGGUGUGUCAUUUACCUUUGGUGCCGACAUUGUUGCCAAAUUCUUGCAGAAACAUGAUAUGGACCUCAUUUGCCGUGCUCAUCAGGUUGUCGAGGAUGGCUACGAAUUCUUUGCCAAACGGAAAUUGGUCACACUUUUCUCAGCACCCAAUUACUGCGGCGAGUUUGACAAUGCUGGUGCGAUGAUGAGUGUCGACGAUUCAUUGAUGUGCUCGUUCCAAAUCCUCAAACCAGCAGAAAAGAGAGCAAAGCCAGGAUACUCGGCAGGAGCUCUUCCCAGUGGUCGACUUCCCGCACCAAAAGGAGGAAAGAAAUAAGGAGUUUAAGGCACCCCACAUUUAUUUAGCAAUUAAAGAUCAGUUGUUCGUUAUUCAAG
This is a messenger RNA of Phycomyces blakesleeanus NRRL 1555(-), 1092 nucleotides long. RefSeq lists its product as hypothetical. Gene Ontology annotation, molecular function: protein serine/threonine phosphatase activity. The coding region runs from base 56 to 1033 and encodes 325 amino acids. The record is from RefSeq and is a predicted model, not a curated record. NCBI's taxonomy places the organism in Eukaryota, Fungi, Mucoromycota, Mucoromycetes, Mucorales, Phycomycetaceae. Gene Ontology annotation, cellular component: cytoplasm; nucleus. The transcript has 7 exons.